AUGAGAGGGCGAUGGUUUGGCUUGAGGAUCCCUCCCUUUGUUGGUAUUGGCAGCUCUAAUAAUCAAGAGUUGAGGAAUUCUUGUAAGUGUAAAGCCCCUAAAAGGGGUUGGUUUAAGUUAAACUUUGAUGGAGCUUCCCGGGGGAAUCCAGGUCCUACAGGCAUUGGUUGUUGUCUGCAUGAUGAAGAUGAGAAGGAAUUGGCUAGGGAAUCUAAACCUAUAGGGCAUGUAUCCAACAAUAGGGCUGAAAUUUUAGCCCUCAUUGAAGGUCUUCUUCUUUUCCAAAAUAAGGGCAUUCGCAAAUUGGCUAUUGAAGGAGACUCGGCUAUUAUUAUUAAUGGCCUUAGAAAUGGUUCUCUAUCUAAUUGGAAGCUAAAUGCACUCUUGGAUAGAGCUCUUAGUCUCCUAAAAAAUUUCAAGAAAUUAACCUUUAACCAUAUCUAUCGAGAAGGUAAUUCUAGAGUGGAUGAAACAGCAAAUGCAGGAGUUGAUGGAUAG
Cryptomeria japonica (Japanese cedar) is the source of this 498-nucleotide messenger RNA. RefSeq lists its product as uncharacterized. The record is from RefSeq and is a predicted model, not a curated record. Gene Ontology annotation, molecular function: nucleic acid binding; RNA-DNA hybrid ribonuclease activity. The coding region runs from base 1 to 498 and encodes 165 amino acids. The transcript has a single exon. Lineage: Eukaryota; Viridiplantae; Streptophyta; Pinopsida; Cupressales; Cupressaceae.